AUGCAAAAGAAAGUUGCUUCAUUGCUUCGUGGUUCCAUUUCAAGGACACAUGACCUCCGUGGUUGGGAAGGGUCCCUUUACAAGCACCGGUCACCACUGACAUCCAACGCAGCCCCACGGGAUGGGAUAUACGCGUUAUCUCGCACCGUGGGUGUAGGCAGAUGCGACUCGGCAGAUAAACUGUCGGGGCAGGAUUCCUGCGUACAAGAACCAAACGCGCUCGACUCGGCCCGCCCCCCGCCCCACCGCGCCUCACCCGGCAAACCAGUUCAGUUCGUGCCCGGCUGCCGAGCGCGUCGGUCGUUCUGCGAGAGGAGUGCUGCCGCCUCGUCGCGAUACGAAAAACAUCCAUCUGUAGCCAAGCGUAACCAGUGUCGUGGAUUUACUACA
Messenger RNA from Iphiclides podalirius (scarce swallowtail), 390 nucleotides. The record is from the annotation of a GenBank genome assembly. Lineage: Eukaryota; Metazoa; Arthropoda; Insecta; Lepidoptera; Papilionidae.